AUGGUCCAACAAUACAAGCUCAAGAACGUCUCGUCCUUCGCAGAUGUCAAGGAAUUGGAUAAGGUUGAAUGUGAAGUCGAAGGCAUCGAAGAGGGCAAGGUACUCCUGGUUCGUCAUGAUGGCCAGGUUCAUGCUAUGACCCCCAAAUGUACCCAUUACGGUGCACCCCUGAAACUCGGUGUGGUGGCCCCGGAGGGUCGCAUUACUUGCCCAUGGCACGGAGCCUGCUUCAAUGUCGUCACUGGUGAUGUCGAAGAUGCUCCGGCCCCGAAUGCCCUCAAGAAAUUCGAAGUCUUUGAAGAGAAUGGUGCCGUUUACAUCAAUGCAGAGGAGUCCGACAUCAAAGCGGCUCAGCGGGAUCCUGCAAUGAAGUGUAAAUCGUCCGACUCGGAGAGGCUGGUCGUCGUUGGCGGUGGAAGUGGUACCUUCGGUGUGGUCCAGGCGAUCCGUGAAUUGAAGUACAAUGGUGCCGUGACCGUAAUCACUCGGGAACCUAAUCUCAUCAUCGAUCGGACCAAGCUGUCCAAGGCGUUGAUCGCCGACCCCCAGAAGAUUCAGUGGCGACCCGAGGAGUGGUAUAAGGAAGCCUCCAUUGAAUUCGCCCACGAUGACGUGACUGGUGUCGAUUUUGCAAAGAGGACAGUGUCCACCAAGUCGGGCAAGUCGUACCCCUACACCAAGCUAGUCCUGGCUACGGGAGGCGUGCCGCGCACGCUUCCCUUGGAGGGAUUCAAGGAUCUGGGUAACAUCUUCGUGCUUCGCACCAUUCCCGAUGUGCAGGCUAUUCAUCAGGCGCUGGGCGAGCAGAAGAACAAAAAGGUUGUCGUCAUCGGCAGCUCUUUUAUUGGUAUGGAGGUAGGCAACUGCCUCGCGAAAGAGAACGAAGUCACCAUCGUCGGCAUGGAGAAAGCCCCCAUGGAGCGGGUUAUGGGCGAGCAGGUUGGCUGCAUAUUCCAAAAGAACCUGGAGAAAGCAGGUGUCAAGUUCAAGCUGGACGUGGGUGUCUCUAAAGCGACACCGUCGAGCUCUGAUUCUAGCAAGGUUGGGACGGUUCAUCUCGAUGAUGGCACCGAGCUGCAAGCCGAUCUGGUCAUCCUCGGUGUUGGCGUGCGUCCCGCAACCGACUUCCUCAAUGACAACCCAGCAAUCACUCUUGAGAAGGAUGGAUCUAUCAAGACGGACGAGCACUUCGCCGUCAAGGGUCUGAACAACGACGUCUUUGCCAUUGGCGACAUCGCGACCUACCCAUACCACGGACCCGGUGCUGACCAGGAGAACGGCAGCUACACCCGGAUCGAGCACUGGAAUGUAGCUCAGAACGCUGGUCGUGGCGUCGCCCGCGCCAUCGUUCACAGCCUGAAAGCUGGGUCGCUGCAGUCCCUGAAGCCGAAGGCAUUCAUUCCGAUCUUCUGGAGUGCUCUGGGCGCUCAGCUGCGGUACUGCGGUAGCACAGUGAACGGGUGGGACGAUUUGAUCCUGCACGGAGAGCCGGAGAACGGAAAAUUCGCGGCCUACUACACCAAGGGAGAGACGGUAGUGGCCGUGGCGACGAUGGGUAUGGAUCCGAUCAUGGUGAAGUGUGCGGAGUUGAUGCGGCGGAAGAAUAUGCCGACCAAGUCGCAGAUCCAGGGUGGGGCGGACGUCUUGGCUGUCGAUGUUCCUUCUUCAGUGAGGAUUUAA
Molecule: messenger RNA, 1680 nt
Organism: Aspergillus japonicus CBS 114.51
Lineage: Eukaryota; Fungi; Ascomycota; Eurotiomycetes; Eurotiales; Aspergillaceae
Gene: nfr1
Product: putative AIF-like mitochondrial oxidoreductase (Nfrl)
Exons: 3
Coding region: 1-1680 (559 amino acids)
Cellular component (GO): cytoplasm
Molecular function (GO): flavin adenine dinucleotide binding; oxidoreductase activity, acting on NAD(P)H; 2 iron, 2 sulfur cluster binding
Source: RefSeq, a predicted model, not a curated record